Messenger RNA from Plasmodium gonderi, 10131 nucleotides. RefSeq lists its product as hypothetical. The transcript has a single exon. NCBI's taxonomy places the organism in Eukaryota, Apicomplexa, Aconoidasida, Haemosporida, Plasmodiidae. The record is from RefSeq and is a predicted model, not a curated record. The coding region runs from base 1 to 10131 and encodes 3376 amino acids.
AUGAAUAAUUUGAAGUUAUACGGGUGCAACAGUUUAACGAAUAUAUAUGCAAAAGAUAAGGAAAUUAAUGAAUAUAUAAAUGUUUUGCAGUACGUGGACUUAUCAAAUGAGGACGCUAGCAAUUUUAACAUAUUUAUUUUUGAUGAAUUUCACAAUGUUAAACAUGAAGGAGGGGGGUAUGAUGAAAAGAAUGCAAGUUGUUGUGAAGUAAAUAAUUCAGCUUGCAGUGAAGUAAAUAAUUCAUCUGUAAAUAUUAAAAGGGAAUAUGAAGGAAUAUAUAGAAUGGAGGACGAAAAAUUAAAAGAACAAAAAUGUGGGCAUAAUUAUAAAAGCAUCAAAGAAAAAACCAAGUAUUACGAAAUGUUUAUUUUUUUCAAUGUCACAUUUGAUACUCAAUUGAUAAGUAAUAUGUUAGGGAUAGACAUAUGUGAAAGACCAAUGUGUGUAGACACUUUAGAAAAUUCCAAGGAGAAGUUAAUAUUGUUCAAAUGUUCAGGCAAUGAAAAGGGGGGAAAUCAAAAUAUAGAAUUAGAAAAUAAUAAUGCAUUAUUUGAUAAUACUAACAAUAAAAAUUCCAAAUUAAAACAAAUUUUGCAACACUUGAAUAUUGAAUGUAUUAUCUCCUUCUCAGGAACGCUCAUAAAAUUUCCUUUUACAUCCAAAUCUGACAUUAACGAAAUUUGUGAAAAGAUAAGAAAUGUAACCACCGAAUUUAUACUUUUUUCGAGAAAUAUAAAAAGUUUACAUUUCCAAAUGAAUGGCUAUUCAUUUUGUAGCUGGAGUAAAUGUGACAAAUUUGCAACCAUUUCUCAUUUAGAAAAUGAGAUCAAUUUAGAGGAAAAGGUCUCCUACAGUUCUGUUCGUCACGAAUAUAAAGACCUAUCUAUCGAAUAUGUAUUGUAUACUAAUGAGCUCAAAAAUGAUAUCCAAGUAGAAGAUAACAACAAGGAGGAAAUAUAUUUUAUACAUGUAAAUGGUGAAAAAUCAAGCGAUAUGCAAAAAUGUGGCAAAAUUAGCGUAUACGAGAAUAAGGAAAACUCCAAUUGGCCGUAUUGUAUAAAUAUUGUGCAAAACAUUCCAAUAUUUAUAAAAUCUAUGAAUGAAGAAAAAAUUCAAAUCAGUUAUAUUACAAAUGGGAAACUUUCAGAAGCUGUUUGUGAUCUUUAUGUUAAAUUUCUCUUACUCCUUCGUCAGUUGAACAUUUCACGCAGCUCAUAUGAUUUUUCGUUAUAUUUUCCAGUAACAAUAAAUAGUCCAAUAAAUGGUGUACAAUUUGAUGGGGACAUUUUUUACCCUUUAUACAGACAACUAUUUGAUGAUGAAAAAAAAUUAAAAUUGUUUUUUAAUGGUAACCACUGGAUGAGUUUUACCGAAUGUAUAUUCAUUCCACAGGACCUGAAAAAUACUUUUAAACAUUGUAUCUCUGAUAUUGUAAAAUAUUCAAGUAUGAAGAAUUUAAUUUUUUACGAUGAAAGAGUGAGCAAUUGUUUAUACAGUUAUUUGAGUAUACUAUGUGAGGGAAAAAAAAGUUCAUUAGUUUCAAAAAUUUGUAGGCAGAAUUUAUUAUAUAUAGAAAACGUCCCUGAUAAAUUUAGACUCCUGGAUAAGCAAUAUACAGAUGAUGAAAUUGUAAAAAAAAAAUUUCAGAAUAGGACAAAUAAAUUUAUAUGUGAAGUAGUUAUAAAUAAUUUUUCCCAUAUAGAGUUCGAAAAUUGGAUUCCUAUUUUAUUGUAUCUUUUAGAGACUCACAAUACUUCUGUGAUUACAUGUCUUAAAAACUCUCCCUGUUUCCCAAAUGAAGAGAAAAAGUUCAAAAGGAUAUGCGAUUUGAUGUACCCCUUGGAUAGCAAAUACUUUUACCAAGCAGAGAAGCAAAUUGAAAAAGAAAAUGUCGUAUUAUUUAAUUUAAAUGAUGAUGGAAAUAACGACAAUUCUAUUCCAAAUGAAGAGAUUCAGGGAUAUAAGGAGAACAUCAACAUGAGGUAUAAUAAUCAAUGUUUGAGUUCAAAAAAUUGUAUUGAAAAAGAAAAUUUGUUAUGUAUCGAUUUGGUGAACAAAAUUAAGAAGGAUGGUUUUGAAAAAUUGAGAUUAUUAGGACUGAACUGCAUUGAGGAACAGUAUAAAUUAAAUGACAAUAUAAAUGAUAUUUUGCUUGAUUUAAAGACAUUAUUUUAUAGCAAACAUGUUUAUGAUUAUAAAUUAAAAAUUCUAAAUAAAAUAAUUUAUCUCUUAGAAAAAAAUAUACACUAUUUGGAAAAUCCUAUAGUGCUGCAAAAAUGCAGAGAAUCUUUUUUCUUGCCUUUAUACAAAAGCAAGAAUUUUAACUAUUUCCAACCUAUAUAUGAUAAUUCAUUAGGUGGUAACACACCAAUCAAAAAAACAAUUAACAGAAGUGCUACUAAUAAGGAUCUUGAAAAAAAUGGAUUCUGGUUCUAUAACGCAGAGACCAUUCCAAAUGAAAAAAAAAAGAGGGAGAUAAACCAGGGUACUUUUGUUACAACACUAAAGGGGAAUAAAAAUGAUGCUUUCCAAAGUAACUCUGAUAAUGCAUAUAAUAAGAUGAACCCAGGUACAGAAGUGUAUUCAGAAAGGAAAAGAGAUGAAACCGAUCAUCAUGACAAAGGUUUUGUGAAAAUAUGUGAAGCAUAUGAUAAAAAAUAUUUUAAUAUAAUUUUUUUGAAAAGAAAAUGUUACUAUUUGGACAAAUUGAAUAUUUCUGAUAAAUUAGGAAGCUUACUGAUGUUGCAGAAAGCUCCACAAAUGGUUGAUGUACUGGGACACCUAGAAUUGCUAUCUAGGAAUUCUAAAAAUGUAUGUUUUCAAAAUUUAUCAAAAUUGUACGAUGACAUAUAUGAACAUUUCGAGAAAUAUAUUAUUCAGCACAAAUUAAAGGAAAAGCUCACCUUCAUCAGGAAUGAUGAGGCUGAGGUGAUGGCCGUUGAGGGGGUGGCAGCAGACGUGACGACAAACCACAUUUCACCAAGGAAUGUGGCCACUCCUAGUGAACAUGAGAUGUUCCUCGAUUUUAUUCAAAAAAAUAAAUUUAUUUACAUAAAAAACAAAAUAUGGAAUGCUAAAGAUGUAUUUGUGACCAGAAAUAACAACAUACCAUUCAACCUUUUUUUGUGCGAACUGCCAAAAUUAUACAAAAUGAAGUAUCCAAAUUUGGUUGAGCUCAGUUGCGUACAGGUAAUGUUAAAACAUUCUAAAUUGGUCAGCAUAUUAAACAAAAUUGUGUCUAAAUUGAGGAGCAAAAUAGAGCAUACAGAUGAGAGAGAUAUAAAUGGAAAGGUGAAAAAAAAUGAGCCCAUUGAAGAAAAUGAAGAAAAGUUAUAUUUAACAGGAUUGCUAAAAUUGUCGUAUAUAAAUACCAUAAAUAUAAUUGAUAUCUCAUUUUGUGAUAGAAUUUCUCUAUGCAUAGAUGAAAAAAAGGGAAACUCAUAUGUGUUAGAAAAUGAUCAAAAAUUGGGCAAAGUGAAUAAAACAGACAAAAUGGAGGAAGUGAAUAAAACAAACAAAAUGGAAGAAGUGAAUAAAACAGACAAAAUGGAAGAAGUGAAUAAAACAGACAAAAUAGAAGAAGUUAAUAAAACAAACAAAAUGAUAGAAGUGGGGAAAAAAUUAAAAUGCCAAUGCUUUGAAGGAAUAUACUUGCCAAAUAGAAAAUAUAUUCUUGUGAAAAAGGAAAAUUUAAUAUACAUUAAUAACCCUAUACUGUAUAACAGUAAUUCACAAAAAAAUAACUUCGUUCAUAAGGAUAUUAAGGAGAAUAUUAUUGAUUUGUUGAAUGUACCAAAAAAGGAAAGGGAAAAUGAAGAAUCGAACAAAGGAAAAGAGAAAACUCAAAAAAGGUUAUCAAACCAAGGGAAUGAAAAAAGUUUGAAAAAGGGUUACCCAAAAAAUGUUCAAUUAAGAGAUGAGAAUAAAAUACUGAAGAGUAAACAAAAGAUGGCCACCAAAAAUAAUUUAAAAAAAAUAUUAAUUGAAAAAAAUUUUCCAAUUGAUAUGAAAAAGCAGGAGUCAACUAAAAAAGACAUGAAAUAUAAUUUAAUAGAAAUGAAAAAAAAAGAACAAAUGAGAAGAGCAGUAAUAAAAAAAGAAAAGGAGCCCAUUGUUAAUAUGGAACAAAAAUUAUUAACACAAAAGAAUGGAAAUAUUACAAGCACAAAUUGGACUAAAAGAAGAGAAUUAAAAAAGGAAAAUGAAUUAAAUGAAAACACACUUUUUAAAGAUUUAAAAAAUUUAAUUUUCUUUUUAGAUGAUAUAGGAUGUUUUGAUAUAAAGUUGAUAACAGAUAGAAGAACUUUUAGUUCUGAUUUUCUUCCGAAACAAUUCUUAAAAAGAGCAUGCAUGUGUGUGUACAUAAGAAUUAAAAAAGAAAAUUAUGAGAAUCUCCUAUUAAAAAAUAACGAAUUAAGUUCCUAUGCAUAUAUUCACAAUAUUGUACAUAAUAAGGAAUACUUAAAUGCAGAAACGAAUAACAAAGAAUCGUUGAAAUCGUGCAACGAUUUAAUUUGCCUUUAUCUAUUUGAGAACUUAUCUUACAUUUUAGAUUACUUGUUAAUUCGAAAUGGAAAUAAUGUUUCUGAGUGGUACCCAAAAUAUAGUGAAAAUCGAAACAAUGAUAUACAGAACUGUGACAAGAAAUGCAUUAACUCAGAUACCUUAUGUGAAGGAGUGAAGGAAGUACCUAUUGAGGAUACGACUAAUGGGCAAUCAUUAAAUAGAAAAAAAUCAGUUUACAAUGGAGAGCGUGCAACCCCCCUUUACAAUGAUGAAUAUAAGAUGAACAGUAACUCAACGAGCAUGCAAACAAUUGUAGAUGUGGAAAGUCCAAGCAAAAAGGUAGUGUUAUAUAAAAAAAACUACUGUGUUAGUAAGGAGGAUGAAGAAUUAGUGAAGGAUAUAUUUUUUUAUAAUUAUUUUCGAUUUCCAGAAAAGAAUACAUGGGAAGAAAAUGGAUAUUUGCGAAAACAGUCUAAAAUUGGAAACACAAACAGAAGAAGGGGAAUUCAGCAACUGGGAGAAAAAAAAAAUGAGGAGAGACAAAUAGAAAUUGGAAGUGUAGAAUACCCUCUAGGUUCUAUAUCAAUAAGCGACAUGGAAUACAAUCAAAUAGAACGAACACAAAUGAACAAAAACAAUAUAAACAUAGAGGAAGAACAAAUUGUAUGUAUUCGCUUGUACAGUAAACAGAAAUUAUCAAUUUUUAAAGUCAUCGAAAAGGUCAUUUUGGAAUGCAAAAAAUUUAACGAAAAAUUUUUUUUUUUUUCGAAAAGUCUCAUAAAAUUAGAUAUUAUAAAAAUAAACGAAAAGGGUGGACGGAUUGAAAAUAUAGCCAAUUUAGGAAUGAGUAUGUCUGAGUAUCAUUUUCAUUUGAGAGAAAAAUUUUAUAACUCAACUAAAAGAAUGGAAUUACAAGAUUUAGAACAAAAGAAGGAUGAUAUUAUAACCCCAGAGGAGACGGAUCGUAAACAUAUAGAAAUAUUUCUACAGUGUCAAAUAUACAAUGGAAAUAAAUCAAGCAGGUGGAUAAUCGGGUUAUUGGAUGACACCAGUAUAUCUAUCUGUUUUGAGCAUUAUCAGAUUUUCAGGAAACAUUAUUUGUUUCAAAAUUUGAAUAUAAUCUCAAAUAUUGACAAUUUACCAAUGCAUAUAAGUUGUAAUAUAUUUCAAAAUCAUGUUUAUAAUUUGAAAAAAUUGAAAAAUGAUAAAAAUUUUAAGAGAGUGUUAAAUAACAUAUCCAUUCUGUAUGAACACUUUUUGAAACUAGCUCAUAGAAAUGCAGUAAAGAAAUUGUUUAAAUAUGAUUCGAAUAAAAUACUGUGUAAAUAUAAGGGAAAAUGGAUUAAAAAGAAGCUUAUGGAGAGAUACAAUUCUGUGGUAGAUGCAGAUGUAAGUAAGAAUAUGAGUAAUUUAAUCAGUAUGCGUGGUGACAGUUGUGUAGGCCUGAACAGUUUAAUCAGUGUGAAUGUCGAUAGUAAGGUAAAUAUAAGGAGUUCAACAAGUAUACGCGACCAGAGUAUUGCUAACAUGAAUAGUAUGGCAAGUAUGACAAAUAUGACAAGUAUGACAAGUGCGACAAGUAUGACAAGUGCGACAAGUAUGACAAACAUGACCAGCAGGUUGGGUGUGCAUAGAACUAAUAUAGGAAAGAGCAUGGACAAGACUAAUGAUGAAAAUUCGAGGCAGACUUUUAAAGAAGAUAACAGUAAGGCCAUUUUGGAUUAUAUAUACAAAAUAGAUAAGAAUGAUAUUAAAACUUUUAACGAAAUAUAUCAAAUUUUUAAGAACAAAUAUCUUAAUUUUAUUCCAAAAAAAUAUGACAAAAAUGAUUUGUUUUGUUCAGUUGUUAAAAAUGUUUUUUUGAAUUGUUAUGAACUUCAAAUUUUGCCAUGCUUAAAGAAAAACGAAAAUUUUUACUCUUUAUAUUGGUCUAAUAUAUAUGAGUGUAUUAAUGUGUACCCCUUUUGCAAAUAUUUGAAUCAUAUAACUUUUUUCAUGCUAGAUUUAGGUUUGACUGUUCUACUUCCCUACUAUGAAAUUGAUAAUAUUGCCCAUAUGCAUAAAACGAUAAAUUCGUUAGCAGAAGAGGAAAUGUAUAUGCAGAUAAAUAUUGCACCCGAUGUGGAAACUUGUACACAUUCAGAAAAUAAUCCUUCAGCUAAGAGACAUGAUGAUAAUAGUUCUUUUGAAGUUAUCAAGGGGAAAAAGAAAGAACAAGAAACAUUAAAAAUUGAGAAAAAUGAUGAGAAAAUAGAAGAACAAGUUUUUAACCUAACACCGUGUUAUCUCAGAAGUAGAAUAAAAAAACAUAUUUCAAUUUACCAAAAUUUUGUUAAAGAACGUUUGAGUGAGAAGAAUCAUUCGACAGUGAUAUAUUUUUUGGAUUAUAUUUUUUCUGAUUUUAAAAAACAUGACACGUUUGAUGCUUUGGUGAAUGAUAUGAAAUGCAUACCUCUUUUGGUUAUACUGAAUUAUGACAGAUCAUAUUUGAAGAUGAAAAUUAAAAGCUUUGUAUGCUUGGAUGGGUUAACUAUUGGGGAUAAGUCUUCCAUUAUUAUAGAAAAGGAAGAUUUAAAGGAAAAAGAUCGAAGAAAAUCAUGUGCAAGCUGUGAUAAUGAAACAUUAAAAACGAAAUAUGAUGAUGGAGAGGUGGAAGAAGAAUAUUUGAAUAAUGUAAGUGAUAAAAUUAAUUGGAAUGAUGGAAACUAUUGGAGCUAUUUCAAUAGUCGUAAUGAUGAUACUGAAACAAUAGACUAUGGAGAAUGUUUUGAACAUUCGCUUCCCAAGCAAAAUGGAGAGGGGAAAAGGGAGGGAGAAAAAAAUAUGGUUGAUCCAAUAUGCACAGAUAACUUUCUGAAAAUUAAGAAUAACAACUUUGAUAAUGAAGAAAUUUUUAACUAUGAUUUUCUUAAUAUGAUUAAAUAUGAUGAAAAUUGCAGAAUUUAUUCUUCCAAAUAUUUUUAUUUAUUUGACUUAAGUAGUGUAAUGUUUAUAAAUGUUCAUUUUUAUUCGUUAUCAAUUUUGUCUCAUUUAUUAGAAACGAAAAUUAUAACAAAACUUUGUUUUACCAAUUUGUCUGCUGUGUUAGAGUAUAAUUUGUACCCCCAUAUUUUUCAUUAUUGCCCUAUAGUUGAUCCUACUGAUGAGAGUAAUGAUGAUAUUUUGUUGCAAGAUCAUGGGGAAGCAAUUUUGUAUGGUAUAUGGAAUAGUGGGAAAAGUAUGUUGAAGAGUAAUUUGAAUAAUAUAUCUCACAAAGAGGCUGAAGAGAUAGAUAAUGAGGCUCAUAAUUAUCCUCAUCAACUUAUUCAUCACAAUAUCAAAGAUGAAGAAAAUAAAAUUUCGAACAAUAAAUUCCUGUACAAUUGUGUAAAAAUUGCAUAUGACAUGAAUGUCAUAAUUUACAAUAGACUUCUACUAGAUAUGAUAAACGAACUAUGCAAUAAUAAUACAUACAAAAAUAUCAUUGAGUCUUUAAAUAAUUUCCGUCUUUUAAUCACUUUUGAUAAAUUAAAAGAAGAUGCGGAUAAAGAAUACAUGUAUGCCCAUAGCAUAAAUGAUAUAAGGAAUAUAAUAAGUUACCACUUUAAGGACCCUAAAAUGGAAUCUAUUUUAUUUUUAUUAGGAUACAAAAAAAUAUAUCAUACCAUAUCAAAUGAUUCGAUAUUUGGACAAUAUUUAAUAAAUGAUUAUGAAAAUAUUAUGUUAUCAUUACAUCGAAAUAGGAAAUAUAUUAAUUGGGAUAUUCUAACUAUUGAUGAUACAAAUUUUGUUUUACGUACCUUUUUAUCAAAUAUAAAAUUUAAUAGUAAUAACAUUUUUUAUUUUAAAGCCUUACCAAUUUUUUAUUCUUUAAAUUGUGCUACAUAUAUAGAUAUGAUAAACAAAUGUAAGAAUUAUGUUGUCUUGAAUACAAAAUAUGUUGAUUUAUUUAGUUCUAUAAUGUCACAAUUGAAUGUAUAUAGUAUCACUAUCGAUGGAGUUAAAGAGACGGUAGAAGAAUUCGAUGGAUUCCAUGAGAAUACAAAAAUUAACAUAAGAAAUGUAAAUGCAUAUGUAAAAAAUGCCCCGCAGGAUAAGAACAUGAUAAAUAGUAACAGUGACACUGAGAGGAACCAAGAAGUGGAAAAUAUAAAUGAUGAAAACCAUGAUGAACGAAAAAAUGUUCCCUUAUGUAGAAACAACCAUGAGGAAAAGCCUCUUAUGGGGUUAUGUUUUCUCGAAAAAAUUAAUAAGGAAGAGAAUAUUUGGAAUAAUGGUACUGCAUUGAUAAACAACACGUCAAACCAUUUCCCUUUGAAGAGAAGUUCAAAUGUGGGUCAUAUAGUACCAGUUAGGGGUAGCCACAUAAUAAAGGAACAAAUGAAAUAUAUUUUCCUUCAUCAUUCUGAUAUUAAUAUAAACUAUUGGAAACAUAUAAAUAUAGAAUGCUGGAGUAGUUAUGAUGUGAUUGCUAAUUUUCUUAUACAAGUGUUACGAAAUUGUAGGGACGAGAAUUUGUUUCACAAUAUUAUACUUUUUAUAUACAAAGAGUAUGAAGACAUUUUUGAAUAUAAAAAUUCUCAAGUAAAAGUUAAAAAUGAAAAAAAAAUUAACAACAUACAGAAUGCAUAUUAUGUGAAUAAUAUGAACAGUUCAGGAAAUUCUUAUGGUGAGUUCUUGUUGAUCAUUUUUGGUGAGUUAAAAGAAUUACGCUUAAAAUUUAGGGGGAAUUUACAAAUUUCUCAACUUUACAACUCAAAUAAUAAAUUAUUUAGGGAAUUUAUAAAUGAGAAAAGAUUGUUCAUGUUUGUGCAUGUAACUAAUUUAAGAUAUGAAAAGGAAUUUUUAGAAAAUCUAAAUUUUCAUGUAAGACCAAGCGUAACCGAGAUAAACAAUUUUCUUCAGAUUCUAAUUAAUGUUAUACAAAAAACACCGAGUGAUAAGACUUCAGACAUGGUUCCAAUUGAAGCAAUUUUUCAUGAAAUAUGCGUAGAUAAUAGCAAAUACAACACAAAUUUUGGUGAGGAACAUUUAUAUAAAAAAAUAGAUUCCAUACUAGAAUAUGUAAAUGAUAAUUUCGAGUUGCUGCUUAAGGAAGGGGGUGAAAAUUACACUUAUUUAAUGGGAUUCAUGAUGGAACUUUUAAUAAAUACCAACAUAUUUUCAAAAUGGGAACGUAAAUAUAAAAACAUUGAAAGCUACUACAUGCAAAAACGCAAAAAAAAAAUUGGAUAUUGGGUAGACAGAACAGAAAACAAAGAAAAUGUCAUCAUCCCAGGUAGCAAUAAUGAAGAGAUUCACAAAAAGGAAGAAAAAGAAGAAAAAAAUGAAAUAAAAAUAGAAGACGAAGAAGAAGAAAAAAAUAAAAUAAAAAUAAAAGACGAAGAAGAAGAAGAAAAAAAUGAAAUAAAAAUAGAAGACGAAGAAGAAGAAAGAAAAAAUGAAAUAAAAAGAGAAAAGGAACAGGUAAAUAGCUCAAUUACUAACCAUUCUAACGUCGAAAUGAAUGAAUAUAAGCACAAACUUCUCAAAUGCUGUACUAAUUAUUAUAAUGGUAAUAAAGAUGAGAAGCAGGAAGAGGCACAAAACGCUCCGAUGAGCUCAUGUAAAGAAGGUUGUAAAUUGAAUAAGAGCAGAACGAUAUGA